This is a messenger RNA of Sorghum bicolor (sorghum), 1969 nucleotides long. RefSeq names its product sulfoquinovosyl transferase SQD2. Gene Ontology annotation, cellular component: chloroplast envelope. Lineage: Eukaryota; Viridiplantae; Streptophyta; Magnoliopsida; Poales; Poaceae. Gene Ontology annotation, biological process: sulfolipid biosynthetic process; glycolipid biosynthetic process. The record is from RefSeq and is a predicted model, not a curated record. Gene Ontology annotation, molecular function: UDP-sulfoquinovose:DAG sulfoquinovosyltransferase activity. Bases 483 to 1727 code for a protein of 414 amino acids. The transcript has 11 exons.
UAUUCUCGACGGCCGUGUCCCGCAUGAUUUCGAUCGGCUGCUGGAGCGAAUCGGUUCGAUUCCCCGUCUGCCGAGCUUUGGCCCGGCUCGUUCCUUGCCUUCGUUCGUCGUAUUUUUUCUCCACCACUUCCUUCGUAUUUUUCUCUCUUCCUCCCUACACGGCCACUGCCAGUCCACCACAACCACGUCCCCGCCGUCGUCGUCGCGCUUCCCCCGCGCGUGUCCCGGUGCCGCUGCUGGGUGCGCCCGCGCCCGCGCCCGCGCGUUGCCGUGAAGCUGCUUGCGCGCGCCGCCGCCACCACCUGCCCGCGUGGGUUGCAAGGCAAGCGGCAGGCUGGGACGGGGGCCGGAGGGAAGCCGACGACGCGGGAGGAAGCAGGAUAAGGGCGGCCGCGGCACGCGCUCGAGCGGCAUAAGCGAAGCAGGCUGCGUCUAGUUCGAGCGGUGGACUGCUGCCAGGGGAUCGCUCGCUUCGGAGGAGGAUGUCGCAGACAGGGGAGGCGCAGGUGCCGCUGUUGCAGACCGAGGAGGCGGACGUCGAGUGGAGCUCCAAGCCGCGCCGCAUUGCUCUCUUCGUCGAGCCGUCGCCUUUUGCUUACAUUUCCGGCUACAAGAAUCGGUUUCAGAACUUCAUCAAGCAUCUACGAGAGAUGGGCGAUGAGGUAUUGGUGGUGACUACACACAAGGGAGCUCCUGAGGAGUUCCAUGGAGCAAAGGUCAUUGGCUCGUGGAGUUUUCCAUGUCCUCUGUACCAAAAUGUUCCACUCUCGCUGGCAUUGAGCCCCAGAAUAUUUUCUGAGGUGAAUAAAUUCAAGCCGGACAUAAUCCAUGCGACCUCACCUGGAAUUAUGGUUCUCGGCGCUCUGGCUAUGGCAAAGAUGAUAUCAGUUCCAAUGGUGAUGUCUUAUCACACACAUCUUCCAGCGUACAUACCAAGAUAUAAUUUAAAUUGGUUACUUGAGCCCACGUGGAGUUUUAUAAGAUGCCUCCACAGAUCAGCAGAUCUUACUCUGGUUCCUUCGGCAGCUAUUGCUGAAGACUUUGAAACUGCUAAAGUGGUACCAGCAAACAGAAUACGGCUUUGGAAUAAGGGUGUAGAUUCUGAAAGCUUUCAUACUAAAUAUCAGAGGCAUGAAAUGCGUGUCAGAUUGAGUGGUGGUGAACCAGAAAAACCAUUGGUAAUACAUGUGGGCCGUUUUGGGCGUGAAAAAAAUUUGGAUUUUCUGAAAAGGGUUAUGGAGAGGCUCCCAGGAGCAAGGAUUGCCUUUGUUGGAGACGGGCCAUACAGGGCUGAGUUGGAAAAAAUGUUCAUGGGCAUGCCUGCAGUUUUUACUGGAAUGCUCCAAGGCGAGGAGCUCUCACAAGCUUACGCCAGUGCAGAUGUAUUUGCAAUGCCUUCAGAGUCUGAGACCCUCGGGCAAGUAGUGCUGGAGUCCAUGGCUUCUGGAGUCCCAGUUGUCGCUGCUCGUGCUGGAGGGAUACCUGAUAUAAUACCCAAGGACAAGGAGGGUAAGACAAGCUUUUUGUUUACACCCGGAGAUCUCGAUGAGUGUGUGAGGAAGAUAGAGCAGCUCCUCAAUUCAAAAGAUCUCAGAGAAACCAUUGGAAAGGCUGCCAGGGAAGAGAUGGAGAAGUGUGACUGGAGAGCAGCCUCGAAGAAAAUUCGCAAUGAGCACUACAGCACUGCAAUAUCAUACUGGCGGAAGAAGAUGGGCAAAACUAACUAGGCUUCCUUGUUCCGGAUUCUUCUGUCGCUGCCCUCUCCAACUAGUUGCUGUUAUAACCAAAGAAUUUGUACAUUGUACCCAAACAGCUUGCGAGUUUGUGUGGCUAGCUGCAUUCAAAUGUCUACAGUUUGACUGACUGGCUUGUAUGCAAUUCAUGUACAUUAGACAUCACUUAAGAUUGCCGAUCUGCUAACUCAGAAGGUUUAACACAAAUGCUCCAAUAAUUACGAAGUAUUGUCGCA